UUAACAUAACUAUGAGCACUUCGUGUUCAAGACGCAGACGUGAACGGACUGAGCAGCGAACCGGACGUUUUUAUUUAAUACCGACACUCCAUGUGUACAUGUGACAUAAAGCAAAAAAAAACCGAAAUGCCAGGAUCACCGGUCUUCUUUGUUACGCUACUCUUCGUCGGGACGAUGUGCGCACCCCAAGUGAAUUUGAGAAACCCUAACCCCGUUUUGAGCACAAUAAACAUGUCAUACGAAGAUCUGGAUUAUAUCGUGAAAUUCAGAAGCGGACAAGUUCACGCAAAGCCGAGGACCUUAUCGCCGUGCGCCAGAGCGAUAUUAGGCUGUUGUAAUGGUAAAAUAAUGAACAGCAAUUGCUCAGAAUCACUCAAAUGUGGCGCUUUUUUCUUCGAUGUAAACCCCUGCGAGGAUCGCUUUGUAGAAGACGCGUUGAAAGCCGCCAAAGCUUUUUAUGAGCAAUCCAACAAACUUCCGAGGUAAAAGGAAAUCAGAGCUCGAUGUAAUAUUGGGAGACUGCUCAAGUUUGUCAAUCCAAAUAUUUGGAGAAUAUUUUGAGUUUAUUGAGUCAAGAGUGAUUAAAUUAUUUUCAAUAGCUUAGUGUAUUUGUAAACUUCAUAACGAUUUUAAAAGACUAGCAUUUAAAAUGCUUAAAUAAAUGUAAAUUUUUUUUAUUUAUUGCUUAGAUGGGUGGCGGAGCUCACAGCCUACCUGG
Bombyx mandarina (wild silkworm) is the source of this 718-nucleotide messenger RNA. RefSeq lists its product as uncharacterized. Lineage: Eukaryota; Metazoa; Arthropoda; Insecta; Lepidoptera; Bombycidae. The record is from RefSeq and is a predicted model, not a curated record.